GGGCAGACAGGGUUGAAAACAAAACCCCCUCACCUGCUCUUUAAUAAAGCGCGAUGGCAAGUCCCAUCAAAAUCGAGAAGAAUUGGCAAAAAAACAUCGCUCACAAUGGCCGAGGCCGUAGGGCUUGCCGCGAGCAUCAUCGCCAUCGUCGAACUCUCCGCCAAAGUCGGGAAACUCUGCGUCCAGUACUCGACGGCUGCUGGAAAUGCCAGGGCUGACAUUACCCGACUUCAGAAUCGGCUGAAGGACCUGAACGUAUGCCUCGAAGCGGCCCAGCGACUCCUCGAUGAUCCGAAGAAUACGAAGCUUGCGACAUCGCGGUCGCUAGUUGAUUCGUUGAAUGCAUGCGAAACAGAACUAGCAGAAGUCCAGGAUAGACUCCACCCUGGGAGCGCGCGGAAGGCCAUGCGUCGAUUUGGUCUACGUGCGCUUAAGUGGCCGUUCAACGGCAAGGAAAUCAGUACGGUCGUAUCAAAUCUUGAGCACUACAAGCAGACAAUCACGCUGUGUCUGCAAGUCGAUCAAACAACAAUUCUCCUCGACAUGUCGCAAAGGGUCGAGGGUUUGUCGCUUCAACAGCAGGGAGAAACCGGGAUUGCUCGUGCGCCCUGCUUCAAUGUCCCCUUCGAUCGAGAUAACGACUUUGUGGCACGUCCAGAUAUGACGGCUUGGCUCAGAGACAAGUACAGCAGCUCUACUGGCCGCAUGGCCCUUGUAGGCAUGGGAGGGUUUGGUAAAUCACAAGUUGCUAUUAAUUUUGCCUAUUCUAUCAACGACGAGGCUUCUGAUUUCAAUAUAUUCUGGGUUCAUGCAAGUUCAAAACCGAGAUUCGAAGAAGCCUACCGCGCUAUAGCAGAGAGGAUGAAACUACCCAAGCGAGACGAGCCAAGCAUGGACAUCCUUGCUCUUGUUCGCGACUGGCUACAGAACGAUGAAUCUGGUCCUUGGCUGAUGAUUCUGGACAAUGCCGAUGACAUUAAUCUCUUCUAUCCCAAAGGCAUAGACGAGCGGUCGUUGGCAUCGUUCCUACCCAAGCGCCACAAUGGCACCAUCCUGGUCACGUCUCGCAGCCUCGAUGUUGCGGAAAGGCUGACCGGCAGUCACAAGAACAUCUUCCAAGUGUCUACCAUGGACGAGGCCCAAGGUCUUCAUCUUAUCACAAACAAACUCACAGGUGAAUUCGAGCAUGGCGCUGCUGUUGAGCUCCUUCAAGCUUUGGAUUACAUCCCCCUCGCUAUCACCCAAGCCGCAGCCUACAUCAACCGACGCUCACCCCGUGAAUCUGUUGAAAGCUACUUGGAAGCAUUCCAAGAAAGCGAUCAGAAGAAAAACAGCCUGCUUGAAGUGGAUCUUGGUGAUCUUCGCAGAGACGAGACUGUUUCCAACUCUGUGAUUACCACUUGGCAAGUUACAUUCGAGAAGAUCCGUCACGAAAGGCCGUCGGCAGCCAAUCUUUUAUCAUUCAUGAGCCUUUUUGAUCACAAGGGAAUUCCAGAGUUUGCACUUCAUUACUACAACGGCGAGCCUGCGGAUUCGAAAGACAAGGUUGAUGGUUUUGAAGAUGAUCUAGACGUGCUUCGCAGCUAUUCCCUUGUCUCCGUAACGGCAGUUCGCGACGUCUUUGAGUUACACGCCACCGUGCAGACAUGCACCAGAGCCUGGAUCUCGUCUUCGGACACUUUGCCAAAGUUGAAGCGACUGUUCUUGAUCUCGAUGUGUCGCAAUUUCGAUGCUAAUGACUUUAAAUACAGGUCUACAUGCCAGAUACUACUACCUCACCUAGACCCUGUGAUUAGGGAAAAACCAGAAGAGAAAGACUUGGAGUUAUGGGGAAACUUGCUCAACCACUUAGCAAGAUAUUUCAUCUGGUUUGGUCAGUAUAAAACAGCAGAAAAGAUAUGCAAUAAGGUUAUAGACAUAUGCCUGCCGAGCCUUGGGGGGGAACAUUAUACCAUACGGAUCUCCCUAUGGGGACUAGCUUCGGCCUACAGACGACAAGGAAGGUUUAAAGAAGCGGAAAAUGCUCUAUUACAGAUCGUGGACAUUGAAAAGAGAAACCUAGGAGAGGAGCACCCAGAGACGCUUGUGUCGAUGAAUAAUCUGGCAAUCACGUAUCUCCGUCAGCGUCGAUAUGAUGAGGCCGAAGAACUUCUCGUUAGGUUAAUAACAGUCAGAAAGAGCACUCUGGGAGACAGAUCUCCAGAGAUCCUAAGCUUGACAAAUAAUCUGGUAUCCCUAUAUUCAAGGCAAGGCCUUUACGAGAAGGCAGAAAAGAUGGCCAUAGAGUUGCUAGAAGCAUCAAGGAUAGAGAUGGGUCUUGACGACCCAGAUACCCUGGUGAGGAUGAACAACCUAGCUUGGAUAUACUGGAAACGAGGGCGACUUGGUGAGGCCCAUGAGCUCCAAAAACAAGUCUUAGCUGAGAAGACGAAGGUGUUGGGGAAAGAUCACCCUGGAACAAUAGGCGCAUUGGCCCUUGGGGCUAGUAUCAUGAAGGACAUGGGACAUCGCACAGAAGCUCUGUCGCUACAACAAGCUUGCGUGGAUGGUUACAGAGAAUCACUUGGCCCUGAACAUCCAAAGACAGUGGCUGCAGUGCAGGUUCUUGCGUGGUGGGAGGCGGAGACUGGCCUAUCAGAACAGUAAUUUGUAUGAGAAUCAAUGGAGAUCCAAGCGCAAAGAGCGCGAACUAGCUUAAUACCUUAGAGUCUGAUUGAUGCUGGCAAUCAGUGAGCUCUUGGCAGAUAUAUUUUCUAUACUCAUUCUUCUUAUAAUCUGGGCUGAGAGAUCUCUUGGCGGCCUAAAACAGCGUGUUUAUCCUAAGUCUGUACAUGUCGCGAAUACUCAGUUACUGUACC
This is a messenger RNA of Fusarium odoratissimum NRRL 54006, 2858 nucleotides long. RefSeq lists its product as uncharacterized. NCBI's taxonomy places the organism in Eukaryota, Fungi, Ascomycota, Sordariomycetes, Hypocreales, Nectriaceae. Gene Ontology annotation, molecular function: protein binding; ADP binding. Bases 106 to 2646 code for a protein of 846 amino acids. The record is from RefSeq and is a predicted model, not a curated record. The transcript is spliced from 3 exons.